AGGCUAAAAGCGGAGGAGAGAGCCGAGCACACCGAGAGGCUUCCAGAGCGACAGCAUGUCUCUGUACCGCAACUCCGCCUGGUUCCUGAAGGGACUGACCGAGUUCACCAGGUAAGCAGACGCCCUUUUUGAGUCAUGAUGCUCUUCAGACAACUUUACAACUGCAGAGAGUGAGAGAGUGAGCGUCCUGCUGCUACUGAGUCCUGUUUGCACUGUAUGAGGGAGAAAUUAAGAUAAUGAUUCAAGGCACUACUCUAAGUAAUUUGGCUGUGUUCCUUGAAGACAUCAUAUAGGCUCCUUAUUCCAUGCAAUAGACUCAAUAAUGGACAAUUUGAGGUUUUUACUCAGUGAUUACCUGCUAGUAUUAUGCUCUACUAAUAAAUUACACGUAGCCUAAUCCAGGCACUGGCUGAUGACUUCGUUUUAAUCUUGUUGAAUUUUUGUAACUUUACAUCAAUAACAGGUUCAGACUGAAUUUCUGUUUAAAGCUACUAUGAGGAGUUUGUUUCUGGUUGUGAAACAGACUGAAAUUAUUAUGACCAUUUGCAGAAAGAGUGACUUUUUCUGAGUUGUAAUGGUAAAAAAACUGAUGGGUGGGAAGUGUCAGACCAAGUGAUGCAUGCAGCUGAUUCAGCCUUAUUUCAGGAAAGAUUCUCAAUUCCUGAUGUGUCUGGGUGUAAAAAAGACAAGAAAAUGAUAUUUAAUGGAAAAUGGCGAUGACACAUGUGUAGGACAGAAUCAGCAAAAACUGUUUGUCCACAGGGGGCGUCAAAAUCAACAGUGAAAAGAGCUUUAUAUUUAAGUUCAAGUUCAAACCACUUUAUUGAUAUAAACAAAUGAAUAGUGCUAUUGCCAAAGCAGUUCACAGACCAGUUAUUUUAAUGAUGUUACUAUUAUAUACUAUUAUAUUACAACUAUCUCAUCUUGUUUCUAUGCAGGAUUCUUGUAUUUUAGAUUUCUUAUUCCCUAAACUGAAGUUACCUUAAGACAAGUCAGACCACAAGUGUACCAGUAUGUUUUUAGCAUAAAGAUGAUUUUCCAAUUCAGAUAAAGUAGGACUUUAUUAUAAGAGGGAACCCAAACUUCUCACAUGCUUUUAAGUUUUUGAUAAAGUGCCAUAAUGGAUGGUGAAACAAGUAGGUUGAAUUGAUUUGUCAAGCAAGGGCCAUAUGCUUUGGGGCCAUUGGGCAGAAAUGCAAAUACUGACCCAACCUUAUUACAAAUAUGAAAAUUUCCAUUUUUUACAUUUAUUUUAAACUGACAUUGUUUGGAUUUAAUUUGGUAAGAUGUCAUUGAUACUUUUUACUGUUUUUUUUACUCCAAACACAGUUUAUUAUAAAUUAAAUAUAACAGAGAGUUAUCAGUGGAGUAGUCUAUAAUUGUGUUCAUUGAUUUUAGCCGUAGCGGAAAUAGACAAUAUCUGGGCUCCUGGAGGUUGUAUGAGGUUAUGUGAAAGGUGAUUAAAGGGCUGAGGAUCUAUAAAGGGAUAUCAUGUAUAAAAUCAGACUUUAAAGGCAUAAUAACUUUAGAGGCUGAGGAGAUAACUGCAGAGCAUCUUUGAGCAUCACUAACUUUUAACCUGAUCUGAGUUUACAGUUAGUGACUCAGCAGGAGACAUGUAGGACCAUAAGUCAUUUGUUCAAAAACAACAACUCUUACAUGACCCAUCAGUCCUAUCUGAUCUCUUGCAGCCCGAAGGCGCCUUUCCUCAUCACCAUGCAGCUCGCCAAGUUGUGUGAAGAGGUGCUUUUGUGAUUGUUUCCCUUCGUCCCUUUGUUCUGUGUUAUCUUUACUGCCGUCGAGCUGCCCGGCAGCCCGCUCUGACCCUGCACUAAUGGCUCUCUGCAUGACACCACGGAACAGAGCGGGCAUUUAGCCUCAGUUUUACCCCGCUCCCUGUCCCUUUAUCCCCCCUUCAGCCGUCCUCAACAAUGGCGUCCAUCACAAAGAGAGUGAUUGAAGAACUUGGUGGCACCGAGGUCACACACGAACACACAUAGACACACACCGAUGCUGUUGUCACCUCACAUAGUCUCACCCCAAAGCGAUUCUCCUCAGAGACGAUGCCAGGCACACUCUCGCCGUCAUUGUGUCUGUACAGUAAAGCUGUGAAGAGACAGUGACCAGACUGACCUCAAACAGUGACCCCCUCUGAACUUGCUGUUUUCAUUUUGAAAAAGCUAACUCUGUGCCCAAAGCAGACACAUAUGGUUCAUGUGUUUAAGCUAUGAAGACAAACAGAUUAUGGACAUGUUUUUAAUAACGCAGUCUGUGUCCCUAUUCUGCAGGAAUGCCUUCCUGUCAACCUCUAAGAGGUUUGUGGAGAAGGACCUGGAGGUGUCGGUGGCUGGUCGUGCCUUCAUGAUAACAGGAGCCAACAGUGGCAUCGGGAAAGCCACUGCCAUGGCCAUUGCAAAGAAAGGUACCCAUCCUACUACCUGUCUGUCUUGACAGGAAUCCUUGUUUUUCUAUGCAGAGGAAGAGUGUCCAGACUUUUGACCAGUCAGGGGCUCUGGUUUAUGCAGUAAUGGCAUAUACUGUAUUAUCUCAACCACGCUCUCAUUUAUCCACCACUUCUGUCUCCAAAAAACAUAUCUACUUUUACUUUUACUCAAGGUAACACCACAGAUCACCAACAAAUUAAGCUGCUGCACAGUCUUUUCUUUUCACCAGCACAUUCUUAAACCCAUUUCUAUUAAAAGAGUGGCUACAUGGUGAAAAAAAAUAGUUAAGUAGCAAUAAAGAAGCAAAAACUUUCACAUUUUCAGACUGCACCUCACCUGCUCUCUUCGUUUUCCUGUUCAGAAUACUUCAACAUCCUUUUAAGUCACAUUAUGCCUCCUGAGAGCCCCUCAAACUUCUAAGAAGGAUUUAUACAGAAGCAGUUUUAGAAAAACUCAGAGCCAGAUUGUUAUGGAAAUGUCCAAAAAUUGUCAGGAGUUCACAUGUGAACAUGCAAGUUCCUUCAGGUGAAAUUUACGCGAAUAUUCAGUACUUGUUGGGUUACCUUUUUUGACAUUGGGAGGUUGGUUAAGCUGCUGUUAAAACCUGUUCACAUUUCCAGUAGAUCUGUUGGAACAGCAGGAUAAGUAGUCACUAACAGAGCAUCAGAUAUACAGGCAAACAGGUGAAAGCAAUUGAGACCCAUGAGAAAGAAAGGAGGAUGCUGUAAUAAACUGAAGAAUAACACCUCCCAUGAAGUUAACGAAAGAUCCAACAGUCAUCCUCUCCUCCUGAAAUGUGUCAACUACUGUUCUCCUCAGGUGGUAGUGAUUGAAAUCCACUCUGUCUUUGUUACAGGUGGAACAGUCCACAUGGUGUGCAGGAACAGGGACAAGGCCGAGGAGGCGAGAGCUGAUAUCGUGAAGGAGUCAGGAAACAAAGUACAGCAUGACUCACAUCUCAGCAAAGAUUUUAAAUAACACAGCGACAUUUGAAAUUGGCCUUCUAAUCCAGACCUGACAUUUUUCAUUACACUAACUGUCUGGUGUCAUUACAGGAGGUCUUUGUCCACAUCUUGGAUCUGUCUGAGACCAAGAAGGUCUGGGAGUUUGCAGAGGGCUUCAAGAGGAAGUUCAAGGCCCUCAAUGUACUGGUGAGUGAUUCUUCCAAAAAAUACACACAUCUGAUAUUUUUCUGUGGUUCAUUUUGUGGGUUCUAGGUGUGGCUCCGCUGUGUGAACCAGUAAGAGCAGACGUAAGCUAGUGUAGCGCUGCUUCAUUUUCCUGACAUAUCUGGUUUCUCCUGAGCUGUUUUGUGACAUCAAGGAAAAACAAAAAAGGCUGAGAGAUUUUUCAUGGAUAUUUGCCUCAUGUUUUGUAAAUUGUGCAGAUCAACAAUGCUGGUGCCAUCAUGAGUCAGAGGGAUGUGAAUGCUGAGGGACUGGAGAAGAGCUUCGCCACAAACGUCCUUGGUAAGUCAGAACUCAGAGUUUAGUAUGAGGAAAACAAUUGAGGAAAGUGUGACUGAAGUAAAAAGUUCUUUUCAUCCAUCAGGGGUUUACAUCCUUACCAAGAGUCUCAUCCCUUUGCUGGAGAAGAGUGCAGAUCCCAGAGUGGUGAGUCUAAGACAUGUGUUUGGUUGAAUAUCCCCUGAUCUGUGUCUCUUAUUUGAUGCAAGUUAAGGUCUAUAAAUGUCACAGAACGAGUCAUAGUCUUAUAUUUAGCAGUACAGGUAAACAUAAUUCAUCAUUUUAAUGGGCAAUCAAUGUGAUUGGGACACUGGGUUGGGGUUAUUGAAUGACUCAUUGCUGGUCACGCUGAUGAACCAUGAGUCCCGGAAUAUUCUCUUUAAUAAAAGAAGGGAUAAGAUAAGAGAAGUUUAAACGUAGUCAUAAAAAACAUUAGAUCAAUGAAAUUACCUCAAUUCAAAUACAUCCCAAAAGUACCCCUCAGAAAGUUUUUACACAAACUGAGCUGUAUUCCAGUAAAGGUUUUGAGCAUGAAUGACAGAAGGACAGAGACUUUCAUGAAAUGCUUUUAAGAGGGAACUUGUGUUGGUAUUAAUUUUGGUGCCCCCUGUGGAGGUACUCCUUCUUUGAGACCAAAUUUUCAGACCUCCCAAGAGGGACAAUAAUUUUAUGGCAUAGAUGAAAUUGGCACUGGACAUCAUACACACACACACACACACACACAAAGACCUCAUUCAGGUGGACAUUUUUUCUCUUGUAUAUCUGAUUCUGAGCUUUUUUAUCACAGGGUUUGUGUGUGAUCACAACUGGAAAAGCAUAGCUGUCAGAAUUAAGUAUGGAAACUUCUUUUAGGAGUUGUAAACUGGUUAUGAAACACACUUGUACCUCUAUAGGAGAAUUAAACAUUACAUAAAUAUUCACUUUGUCUUCUAUGUUCUGCACCUGAAACCACUGUAAAGCUAGUGUCAGAUGAGGCAAGUAUAAGCACAAUGCUAAAACAGCCCAAGCUUAAAUUAUUAGUCCAGACACUGAUAAAACUGACUGCCAACAGUUUUUGUCAGAAAACCUGACCCAAAUGUGUUCAGACCAAGUUUAACAAAGAGGUAUCACUAUGCCUGCAGGGGGGCACAAACUUAAAGCUCCUCGCAGGAGCUUUCAGGGGUAAAUUUUGUCUCUGAAACGUACCUGUGUUGUAUCACAAGUUUAAAGGAGAGUGAAAAUAGACCAAAAAUUGAAAUACAAUGAACAAACCUGGGUUAUGUCUUACAAAUUUACACAGAGAAUCACAAAGAACUGAGUUUCAGGGCUGCUUAAUUGCGUCAGAAAUCGUUAUCACAAUUAUUUUGAUUGAUAUCGAAACCAUGAUUGAAUAUAAAGGUGUUCCAGGCCAAUGUCUUUCACUUUCUCUUAAGCAUUUGUGAUUGCUACAGCCUCUCUCAUCCUGCCUACUCUGUCCCUUGGCUUUUCAGACAUGCAUGGAUAUACUCACCUGCUUCCCCCUGCUCCUCUCCCUGCUCUCCUCUCUCCACCUGUGGCUACCUGAUGGUCACAGAUGGACAGUCACAACUCCCAGACAAUGUCUUGCUUUGAUCCAAGUUGUUUAUGAUUAAGUAAAAGUGAGAGCUGUUUGACGUCCUGCUGCUAUAGGAAAGAGAGGGAGGGUGCAUUUCUAUCAAAGGAGAGGCUGUAACGGGGGCAACACAGCUAGCCGCACAAUGAUUAUUCAGUCUCAAUCAUGAUAUUUUUAUGAUUGGAGGGAGACAAAUCUGGAUUUUGAUAUUAAAAUCUGAUUAAUCACCCAGCAUCAGUUCUUAUGCCUGUUUUUACCCUUGCCCCUUUUAUGCCCUGACUUGUGCUGUGUUUGGUCACACUCAGAUCACAGUGUCAUCAGGAGGGAUGUUGGUGCAGAAGCUGCGGACAGGAAACCUACAGUCUGACAGAGGUCGCUUUGACGGCACCAUGGUCUACGCCCAGCACAAAGUAAGAGGAAUUUAAUUAAACAAAUGACAAAAACAGGGAAAAAUUCCAAAAGGAAAGUCUUUAGGAACCAAAAAAGAUAAACUGAAAACACAAUGAAACUAAAGCAGAACCACAGAAUAAACACAGGAAAAGAUAGAGUAACCUCACACAGAAAGAUGGAAACACAGAGUCUAAAUACACAGGGAAACAAGUCUGGCAGCUACAGCGAGUGGAGGAAGUUUACAGUCUAAGUAAUAUUUUUAACCUACCUGGCAAUGUUUAUUACACUCAGAGGCCAGAGACAUGUUUCCAAUUGCCAAAAUAUAAACUUCAUUUUACAUCACUCAUUAAAAGUCAUUUUUAAAACACAGCAUUCACACAGAGGGGAAAACUUGAUUAGGAGCUGAGGCUUACCAGAUGGAUAGAGGGAUAGUGAAAGGGGAAGGAUCCACCAAAACAAAUCAAAAUUUCACCUAGGUACACAUAACACACACACACAGGGUUGUGAAGUAAUAACGAAAUCCUAGGGGUGCACGUUAAGUGAAGCAGCACACCGCAUAGAAUGAAAUAGAUAUAUAUUUCUAUGCUGCUAUACAAGCAACAGAUGCAAACACAAGUGAAAGCCACACAAGAGGAAAAAUACAGGAAGUAAACUGGACUGAGCACGCACCAAGAUUAAGUACUAAUACUGAAACAGGAAUCACUGAAGACUGAACCUGGGGAACUAAACAGUAAAAAAAAUCACAAGGACAACAGGGGCACAAGAAAAUUAAACAAUGCUACACACAGGGAGAGCAGAAACACAAAAUAAUAUUCAACACAGAACAAGAGACUUAAAGAAUCAAGAACUCCUCCUGUUGUCACUGUAAAUAGUAUUUUUAAAAAGUAUGGUCUAGACUUCCUCAUUUUGUCUCGAUAGGGCUAACUGUAUAAAUAAAGAUUGUUUAAUACAGGUGUCUUAAAACCUCUGGAUUCAACAGUUUGUGAUGACUUUACACAGUUUCAAUUUAAAAAAGGCUGAGAGUCAAUGUCAGCACACUGAGGUAUAAUAUUCAAUUCUUUUAAGUGAUUAUUUCCACACGUUUGCCACCUGCAAAUACAAAAUAACUGUAAACAACAAAAUAAUAAAAGCCAGGUUUAGAGUAUCAGAGUUACCCUCAGUGACUCUAUGUUUCACCCUGUGUGUGUGUGUGUGUGUGUGUGUGUGUGUGUGUGUGUGUGUGUGUGUGUGUGUGUGUGUGUGUGUGUGUGUGUGUGUGUGUGUUUUCAGAGGCAGCAGGUGGUAAUGACAGAGCAGCUGGCCAAGGCUCACACUAAUAUCCACUUCUCCGUCAUGCAUCCCGGGUGGGUCGACACCCCUGGUGAGUCACAGGCAUUACCUAAAUAGAAGUCAAUUUAACUUAAACCCCUUUAGAGAAUAAUGCAACACUUCAGGAACUUCUCCCUCUCUCCGUCUGCGUCUGUGCCAGCGGUGGCCAAUGCCAUGCCAGACUUCCAUCGCUCCAUGAAGGACAGCCUUCGUACCCCUGAGCAAGGCGCCGACACCGUGGUGUGGCUGGCUGUUUCUGAGGCCGCUGCCAAAAACCCCAGCGGACACUUCUAUCAGGGUAUGCUGCAGAGUAAUAGCAGAGUUUCUCAGUUUUACUCACCUACUUAUUUAGAGACGAUUUUUGAGUCACCAUUUUGAAAAUACUGACUCAGCUUUACUUGAUCAGAUCAACUUAGCAAGAGGCAAAGAUGGGAUGUUGAGCCUGGCCUCCUAGAUAGUGUGCAUGCUUAUCAGUCACUGCAAACACAUCCUUUAUGAUGACUUGUUCUGCAAAACCCAUGACCUCAAUAUCUUCAAGGGAAAUGUGUUGAAAAGUUAAUAUGGGAAUGAUGACAAAUAAGACUACAACUAUUUUUAUAGCAGGCUGAAAACAUUUGACCUCUGCUGUAUUAAAGGCCUUUCCAACAUUGGUGUCUAGGGGGGUCCUUGGCUUUUGGAUGCAGCCUCAUGUGAACACUUGAUGCAGGGGUGUGAUGAAAACUGCAGUUCUGCAAGAGUCCACUAGAGGCUGGCCAGGGGAUCUCCAUAGAGCUCAUAUCAAAAAUGCCAAUAUUUACAACACGAUUAAACACGCACACUAUUUCAAAAAUUGGGUUUGGUGUGUACCAAUUGGUGGAAAACUGAAGAGGUAGAUAUUUAAUUUUGAUUUUAUUAACAUUGAUAGUUUUGCAUAAUAUAGCAUAGCUGAUUUAACCAACAGGUGGGCAUGCUGCAGCUAUCUGUGACAAUUCCCUUUAACAGUCUUAUGCCUACAACAUCCAGUAAUGGAUCUCUUCUGCUGUCAGACCUUGACUGUCGACCAUGCACUGAGCUCUGAAAAUGUGUUGGAUAACACGUGAAUCCUUUUUAUCUGAAAUUAUAAAUGUUUCCAGUCGAACAUAUUUAAAAGAUUAAACCACUAACUGUGAUAAUUAUUCAUGUGGUGCUUCUUUUGGAGUUGGUAGGAUAACAUUGAGGUCUGAAGGUUCAAAGACACUUCGACAAAACAAGCUAAAACACAGAUUUUUUUUUUUGUAGAGUGGAGAGGAUGGAGAGAAGAAAAGAGUAAAGUAGAGAAGUGGGCAGCUGGCUGAAUUCUGUCGGUUGUGGGCCGACACAGUGUGCAGUUGUGUGAGUGUUAGAGGCUUUGGCUUGUGUCCAUGCAGCUGGAGUGGGCUGCUUUUGGUGCCAGAUACUGCCAGAGAGUACAGUGCGUCUAUGAGAGCACAAAGUAAUACAACCCUAAUGCUUAAACACACAUAACUAACAAAACACACGCUCACACAAAGACUGAUAAGACUGGCUAACCUGUUACCAUCCAAUUGUGAACCUUGUUUUUAACAGCCUCACCUCAAAACUUGAUCCUAAAAUUUAGGAUCAAAUUAAACUACUUCUAAACAAGCUGUUCCAGACAUUAUGUAAAGGAAAAGAAUCACACAUUUACCUCUGUAUUACAUUUAUCUGUGUUUUUGUGCAACAGACAGAAAGAUAGUGUCCACCCACCUGCCUUUGGCCUGGACCCAUAGCUCCCCCCUGGAGGAGCAGAAGUUGAUGUCCCUACUGGAAGACCUCGCCAAGACAUUUCAGCCUCACUGAGACCAGAGAAGGUUUCUAACAGUACACUGCCAACACUAACAACAUCGAUGUACUGACCGAGGCAGAGCUUCAUGUAUCAUCCCACUGAUGACGAAAAAAUCAGAGUCUGAAGCAUUUGGAGUUUUAACACAUCCUCUGGCUUAAAAUGAGAUGAAUAUGAAGAUAGACUGUGAGUUUACAGCCUCAUGAUACCUUAAUGAACUCACAUAGGCAGAGGGAGAUCUGUAACGCUUUGCAAGUGUUUGUAUAACAAAUGAGCUCAGCUUUAUGAGGAUUAAACAUGUUAUUGAACGGGAGUGUUCAAUAGUGAUGCUGCCUUUUAAUGACUUUUUACAGGAUGUUAUCUCGCUAACAGAGAGAGCACUUUCCAUAACAACACACCAACACAAACACAAUCCAGUCUGUUAUAGUGACUUUAUGGAAGUUGUCAAUCAGAUGGGAAUCUGAUAGGACCAAAGUCACAGACACACACUGCAUUAUCAACUCACAACACCAGCUACAGGCUCAAUCUCAGUGUGCCAAAAGAUACAUAAGGUAACAUGUUUGUUUGUUUUUUUCAAUAUUAGGAGGCAAAUUUAAGUGCAUACACUUAACCAAACAGUUUUGUUCUCUAUACUGAUGUCAUUUUGACUUUGCUACAUCCAUACAAAGCACUAAACAUCUGAGAAAUAUCAAAGAAAUCAUACGCCCUGUGGAUAAAGUCACAGGAAAGUCAGUGUAGCAAAGUAGGGAAAUUUGCACAAUGGUUUCAUAAGACAGAUGAGUAGGAGAGGGAUGAGAUCACACCUGUCGCCAUGGGUGGGCCAUAGGGGGCCUGGCCCGCCUUCCAAAAGGAGUGUGCCACGCCAUUUGUGACACAGAUAUAUUUACGCUAAGAGCUACUUUCUGUUACUUUAACGUUGUAUUCAUGAUCAUUAAGACAUUAAAAAUUUAAAGAAACAAUG
Xyrichtys novacula (pearly razorfish) is the source of this 9937-nucleotide messenger RNA. The record is from the annotation of a GenBank genome assembly. NCBI's taxonomy places the organism in Eukaryota, Metazoa, Chordata, Actinopteri, Labriformes, Labridae.